AGCUCCCAUAAGCUUCCCUCCUCUUUACCCGGGUGACUAUCAGCGGACUCCCGCCUCCCGGAUCUAUCUAAGAGAGAAUCUCAAGGUAACGGGUGGCGGUACACGCGAAACGUAAAUCUCUCUCUCUCUCUUUCUCCGUUUUUUUUCCGCGUGGUGGUCGUAUCGCGACGCGGCCGCGAUUACGCGAACGUAAAGCGAUGUAACGCGAUAACAGUCAGAUAAAAGACACUCGCGAGUCUUCCCGAUGGCGAAGUGACGACCGUCGAGAAAUUGUCAGUCGCGCGACGAUCGUUAAUCGCCGCGAAUCGGGUGAUCUACGGGUCUGAUAAAGAGGAACAUUGUCAUCGGUCUGCGCGAUCGCCCCCACAUCCGCGAAGAUACACCUGCGAGAGACUCUCACGCAACCCGGUAGGAAUCACGCAGGCAGGGCAGACGUCCGUCAAAUUAAGGAUAAGAAGAUCCAACCCAAUUUAUCAUCUACGCCGAAGACAUGGCGAACGAUGAAUCAAGCAAGAUCAGGCCGAUUUUUAAAAGUAUAGGCCGCAGAAACGUCGUUCCUAUAAUUCACGUUCGAGGAACACACUAUGAGAUUGGCUUCGAUAUCGGACGUACUUUCGCCAAAAUGAUUCAGGAUUUCGUAGAUAUCUACCAACCACUAAAUGAAACCUAUCUACCAUUGUUUGCUACUGAAGAUGGCAAGAAUGUUUAUGAAGAAACCCUUAAUGCGGUGAAAAAACAGUUUCCGCAAUACGUGAGGGAAAUUGAAGGAACGGCAGACGGUGCAAAUGUGCCAUUCUAUAAGCUGUUUCUAAUGCAUCUGGAUGACAUUAUUCCGAACGUCGUAGAUGGAAUUCAAGAAAACUUGCUUCCAGUCGGCUGUUCGACUAUCAUAUGUAAUCAACCAGGACAUGAGAUUCUGGGUCACAACGAGGACGCCGUCAAAGAGACCUUGAAUCACUGGUACCUGGUGAGCGCUCAUGUGAUCGAGGUCGGCUACCGAGAGGAAAAAUUCACGUCGUUGAGCUAUGCUGGUUUUCUGCCGGGCUACACAAUGGGCUACAACCAUCACGGUCUCGUUUACAGCAUCAAUACCCUUAGCGCCGCUGUUCUGCGAUCUGGCAAGACUCCGCGAUAUUUCUUGACGCGGGCGCUUCUGGGCGUGGAGAACUUUGUGCAGGCGCAGCAGACGCUGAGGAACGAGGGCUGCGGGGCGGCGGAGGGCUUCUCGGUGAACAUGACGUUCCUCGCGCAGGAGGGCGAUCGGAUGUUUCACAACGCCGAGGUAGGCCCUGCUAAGGAAGGUACCACCAGGUCGCAGCUCAACAUUCUGACCGUCAGCCCCGGCGAAAACACGUCGCACUGCAACAAGUAUUUGCGUCUGAAGGUGGCAGAGGUGAAAGGCAAUAUCAUACAAAGUAGCAUUAAGAGGAUGAAAGCGAUCUCCAAGCAUCCACCGGCUGAAUGUCGUCAGGAUGUAAUCAAUAUACUCAGCGAUCAGACGGACGAUGAGUUCAGAGUAUAUCAAGAAAUUCGUAGCGAUGAUCACGUCAAGACAAUUGCCACCGGUAUCUUCGACUGCAUCGAACGAACAUGGUCUAUUUACACGGAUAAGCCGCAAUGCAACGAACCGAUAUUGGUAAUACCUAUGCAGCUUCGAGACUCCGUGGCUUCGCGAUGCAAUUUGAAAAAAUAAUGUCCGUUGCUUCUCAUCUCGAAAAUAUAAUUAAUGUAUUAAGCUGGUGCCAAAUUAUGCGCGUAUUCUUCAUUUGUGAUUUGUAAUUACAUAUAGAAAAUAUCGUUACUCGUUAAAUUUGAAUUAUAAAA
This is a messenger RNA of Camponotus floridanus (Florida carpenter ant), 1824 nucleotides long. RefSeq lists its product as uncharacterized. The transcript is spliced from 8 exons. NCBI's taxonomy places the organism in Eukaryota, Metazoa, Arthropoda, Insecta, Hymenoptera, Formicidae. The record is from RefSeq and is a predicted model, not a curated record. Bases 491 to 1693 code for a protein of 400 amino acids.